AUGUCGCUUUUCGGCAACCUCGGGCAGACAGCGCAGACGGAGAGGAAGACGGGCACGUUAUUUGGUUCUACUACGGCCCCGCCGGGUGGUCUCUUUGGCUCCUCGCAGACUCAGAACCAGCAACAGCAGCCAACAUCGAGCCUCUUUGGAAAUGCGAAUACACAGCAAAAUGCGAACCAGGGCGGGAUGUUCGGCAAUCUAGGCCAGUCGCAGCAGCAGAACAUGCAGCAGAACAUGCAACAAAACAUGCAGCAAAAUGCUGGAGGAAGUAUGUUCGGCGGCCUGGGUCAGUCUCAGCAGCAACAGCAGCCGCAGCAGCAACAGCCGAACUUAGGCAGCUCAGUCAUGGGCGGCUUCGUCCGUCCUGCGCCAACCCUACAUCCAAACCAACAGCAGCAGCUCCAGCAACAACAGCAGGCUCUUCCUCAGCUACGGCAGUCAGUUAACGACCGCUUCGCCAGUGCUUCUCUAAACGGCGCGCGGGAGAAAUCAGUCAUCGAUCAGAUGAAGACGAUAGCUGAGAAGUGGGAUCCCAACAGCCCAGAGUGUGCGUUCCAGCACUACUUCUACAAUUCUGUGAAGCCAGAAGAAGCCCCUUUCUACGGCCCUCAACCGCAUGAGGACCACAAGAAAUGGGAAGAAGCGCUGGCUAACAAACCGAGUGAAGGCUCUAUUCCGCUACUCGUGCGCGGCUUCGAAGAGAUGGCGGCGCGUAUCCAAUAUCAAGUCUUCGCCAUGAACACACUACAAAGCCGACUGCACGAGAUGAAUAAUUGUCUCGGCGUGAUCAAAGACCAGCACGAGCUGACAACCGCGCCGCGGAUCACGAAAGCCAAGCAAAAGCACAUUGAGCAUACUCAGCGGAUACUUGCGCUUGCUACCAAAGUCCAGAUUCUGCGGAACCGGGGAUACGCGAUGGACCAGACGGAGGAGGAGCUGAAGAAGAAGCUUGCUGAACUGGAGAAGAGGGCGUUCGAUCCGAUCAACGGCGGCAAACAGGAGGAGAUCUGGGCACGUAUGUCGAGCGUGCGGGAGCGCGCACAGGCUCUGCAGAAGGAGACCGAGAGGCAGGGUAAUGCGGCCGCCGCAGGUAGCCAAGAUGGCAGUUUGUCAGAGGACGACCAGGCGCAACUAGAGAAGGUGAGGUCAAGUCAUUCCUUGGUCCUGUCGCAAGCUAACACAUGUCAGAUCCUCAAAGGCUAUGACCAGCAGCUGCAACAUCUCAAGAAGAUGGUCGACGACACGGUGCAAGAGUACAACGAGUGGGAGAAGGAGCAGACAAAGCCACCGAGGUCAAGAAGGUGA
Molecule: messenger RNA, 1305 nt
Organism: Didymosphaeria variabile
Lineage: Eukaryota; Fungi; Ascomycota; Dothideomycetes; Pleosporales; Didymosphaeriaceae
Gene: NUP57
Product: Nucleoporin nup57
Exons: 2
Coding region: 1-1305 (434 amino acids)
Biological process (GO): NLS-bearing protein import into nucleus; nuclear pore organization; protein localization to nuclear inner membrane
Cellular component (GO): nuclear pore; nuclear pore central transport channel
Molecular function (GO): structural constituent of nuclear pore
Source: RefSeq, a predicted model, not a curated record